Messenger RNA from Penicillium riverlandense, 669 nucleotides. RefSeq lists its product as uncharacterized. The transcript has a single exon. Lineage: Eukaryota; Fungi; Ascomycota; Eurotiomycetes; Eurotiales; Aspergillaceae. The coding region runs from base 1 to 669 and encodes 222 amino acids. The record is from RefSeq and is a predicted model, not a curated record.
AUGGUCGGCAAAUCAAAGCGCGCGAAAAACGUGGUCGACGAGAGGCUACCUCCUCUGAAGAGAGGUCCUAAAAGCACCACGUCCAGUGCUUUACAUCAGAUAAAGUAUGCUGGGCGGCUUGAACAGUGGAUUACUUUCCAAAAGGAAGUUACAGAAGCCGUGAACCAGCAAGAGUGGCACCAACACCCUGGCAUCGUUGGAUACGGCCCAUCCGGGCAGCCAGGUCACCACAACGUCGCCCAUGAGCAAGUCUGCGUUGGGGAUGAAACCGGAGUGCAAGGACGCUUCCAACAGAACGUGGGACAGGCCAUGAGCGCGGUAUUCAGCUCACAGAGCUAUGAUUUGAGGUUUGCAGACUUCAAAUGCUCAGCAAGUUCCUACUCGCGCACCCCGGACAGCAUCAUCAUGGACUCCCAGGGAUCCAUCAAGGCAGUUGGGGAGUUGAAGGCCCCAUGGGUUCCCGAUCAUCAAGUGAACAAACUGAUGACACUCAUAAUGAUGGUAUACUUAAAGAGAGCUAUUGGGCAGCUGGCGCGAUACAUGAAAGAACUCCAUGUAAAAUAUGGGUUCUUCUCGAUCUACGACUGCCACGUGUUCUUCAAGCAAGAGCUUGUCAACGGCAACUGGACACUUUUUUUAUUCAGAAGCUGUCAAAGAUCCGGCCACUGA